This is a messenger RNA of Cladophialophora yegresii CBS 114405, 1527 nucleotides long. RefSeq lists its product as uncharacterized. The transcript is spliced from 4 exons. Gene Ontology annotation, cellular component: plasma membrane. The record is from RefSeq and is a predicted model, not a curated record. Gene Ontology annotation, biological process: transmembrane transport. NCBI's taxonomy places the organism in Eukaryota, Fungi, Ascomycota, Eurotiomycetes, Chaetothyriales, Herpotrichiellaceae. The coding region runs from base 1 to 1527 and encodes 508 amino acids. Gene Ontology annotation, molecular function: transmembrane transporter activity.
AUGCGUUUCAAUAUUGAUGGGUCCAAUGAAAAGGCCCAGCAUGCCUACAACGACUCGAAUGGCAUCGGCGAGGGUCAGCUGGGGUAUGACCCGGACCUGGCGCAUCCUGCUGCAGGCUACAGAGAUGGCGAGACAGCAGUACUUCCGGCAGGCGUCUCGGAACGACGGCUGCUUACCAAGAUCGAUCUGAGAAUCAUCCCCGUCCUCUCGAUCAUGUAUCUGUUGGCUUUCCUCGACAGAACAAACGUCGCCAAUGCCGCCGUCUUCGGUCUCCAAAAGGAUCUCGGCCUGAACAGCACCCAGUAUAGCACGUGUCUGACGAUUUUUUUCGUGCCGUACGUGGUCUUCGAAAUCCCCUCAAACAUCAUCCUCAAGAGACUCAAACCCCACGUCUGGCUUUCCAUCUGCAUGUUUGGCUUUGGGUUGGUCACAAUCUGCCAAGGCCUUGUUCAAGGAUAUGGCGGGUUUCUUACAACGAGAUUUUUUCUCGGGCUGUUCGAAACUGGCAUGUUUCCAGGCGCGUUCUAUCUUAUUGGCAUGUGGUACAAACGACAAGAGGCACAGAAAAGAUACACUUUCUUCUUUGCCAGUACAACGUUGGCUGGUGCUUUCGGUGGUCUCCUUGCUUCUGCCAUUGGUAAGAUGGACGGCAUGGAGGGCUACCUUGGCUGGAGAUGGGUCUUCAUCCUGGAGGGCUGUCUGACCUGCUUCGUCUCCUUUUUCUGGUACUUCGCCAUCCCCGACUUCCCGGAGGACGCCAAGUGGGUGACAGAGCCUGAGCGAGAAUACAUCAAAGCCAGGCUUCGAGAUGACCAGGGCAAAUCCGCUCUUGAGCGACGCAUCACCUUCACAGACGUGGUCAACUGCUUCAAAGACUACAAGAUUAUCGUGGGAGGUUUCAUGUACUUUGGCCUGAUCGUACCUGCUUACGGCUACGCCUAUUUCGCGCCUACCAUCAUCAAGAGUUAUGGCUAUAGCCCUAUCCAGACACAGCUGCACUCCGUGCCUCCCUGGGCCGCCGCGUUCGGCUGGAGCAUGCUCACGGCCGCACUAUCCGAUCGCUUCCGCCACCGAUUCUUCUUCGUGAUAUUCAACAUCUGCAUUGCGAUUGCGGGCUUCGCGACCCUCAUGGUCGUGCAUCACAACAACCACGUACAGUAUGGUGCGCUGUUUAUGAUCACUUCUGGAACAUACAGUGCCAUGCCGGUGAUUGUGUGCUGGUUCUCCAUGAACCUGGGUGGCCAUCAUCGUCGAGCAGUGGGCACAGCGUGGCAAAUCGGGUUUGGCAACAUUGGCGGGAUCAUUGCCAGUUACAGUUUCGCAGCCACCGACGCGGCGACCUUCUUCCACAAGGGCUACAGCAUUUGCUUGUCGUUCAUCUGCCUGAGCGCGGCAAGCUGCAUCCUCUACUUCCUCGCCUGUCUGAGUCAAAACCGACAGCGAGAGAAGACUCACGAUGUUGGACUGACGGACUACGAAAAGACCGAGCUGGGUGACAUGAACCCCGACUAUCGCUACAUGCUCUAG